This is a messenger RNA of Prunus armeniaca (apricot), 183 nucleotides long. The record is from the annotation of a GenBank genome assembly. Lineage: Eukaryota; Viridiplantae; Streptophyta; Magnoliopsida; Rosales; Rosaceae.
AUGGAUGUCUUUUCAGGAUACAAUCCGCUAGAAAAGACCAAGGAUAGAACCAAUUCAUCCCAUUCUUCGGUUGAAGCAGCUGCCCUUCCAUCAACAGAAUUGGCUCCAGCGGGCCUAAGUAGACCUCCUCCAUUAGUUCCAAACCUUGACGGUUGGGCUUUUAGGUAUAGGUCAAGCGGUUAA